Telopea speciosissima is the source of this 1124-nucleotide messenger RNA. RefSeq names its product acid phosphatase 1-like. Gene Ontology annotation, molecular function: acid phosphatase activity. The transcript has 3 exons. The record is from RefSeq and is a predicted model, not a curated record. The coding region runs from base 190 to 996 and encodes 268 amino acids. NCBI's taxonomy places the organism in Eukaryota, Viridiplantae, Streptophyta, Magnoliopsida, Proteales, Proteaceae.
UCUCUCUAUCUGUCUUUCUCUCUUCAAGCAUUCAGAACGGGAGAACUGUUCAAAUGAAGAAACGAAUGCCUUGAACCAGACCAACUCUGAAAACCCAACUCUUUCCUUUUGUUCUUCUGUUGAAUCCUUCCUUAAAUUCUGAUCUGUACGGCCUUGAAUUGUUAAGACUUCUUCCUUAUUCUUUCUUCCAUGAAUCGUCGUUUGGGAGUUUUUCUCUUGUUGGGUCUCUUUUCAAUUGCUUCUGCGGAAGAGAAAUUUGACUCCCAACUUCUUCCUAGACCGUUAAUCCUCGAAUACCCUGAAACCCAUGAAAUCCAAUUGAAAGGAUCAGAAGAUGAUGAGCAGCAGUUACAGUGUACGAGCUGGAGGUUUGCAGUUGAAGCUAAUAACCUAAACCCAUGGAAGACGGUACCGCUCGAAUGUGCUGGCUAUGUGAAGGAUUACAUGACAAGCAAAGCUUACAGGUUUGAUCUUGAAAGGGUCUCCAUGGAGGCGGGUAGCUACGCGAGGAGCCUUCAGCUUGCUGGAGAUGGGAUGGAUGCCUGGGUUUUCGAUAUCGAUGAGACGCUGCUCUCAAAUAUUCCGUAUUAUUCCGACCAUGGGUUCGGUUUGGAGGUUUUUGAUUCGCGUGAGUUUGAUAAAUGGGUACAAAAUGCUGCUGCGCCUGCCAUAGAGUUAAGUUUGAAGUUGUAUGAUGAGGUCUUGGGAUUUGGAUUCAAGGUCUUCUUGUUGACAGGGAGGAGUGAAAGCCAGAGGACUGUUACUGUUGAGAAUUUAAGAAAUGCAGGAUUUCGGGAUUGGGACAAGCUUAUAUUAAGAGCCUUGGAGGACCAUGGAAAAACUGCAACUCUAUACAAGUCAGAGAAGAGGAGUGAGAUGGUGAAAGAAGGAUAUAGGAUUCUGGGGAACUCUGGAGACCAAUGGAGUGAUUUACUAGGUGAUUGCAUGUCAAAUCGUUCCUUCAAGCUUCCAAAUCCUAUGUACUAUAUUCCCUGACAGUUAUACUUCAUUGACAGCAGCAGCUGGUGUAAAACUUUUCAAUAUUUAUCAACAAAUUCGUUCUUGAAGUCAGCUAUCUGACUCCUGUCAAGUGUAAAUCCAAACACCAACAGAUCAUUGUGUAG